UACGUUCUUUUCUUGUGUGUCUGGUGGAGAUUCUCUUGCAUAUCCUACAAUCCCCUCUCUUACUUCUCUCGCAAUCACACAAGACACAAAACUCAUGUACACUCGCAUGGCAAGAUCCGCCCUUGCUCAUUCCCUCUUCGCGUUCCUCCUCUCCCUCUCCUUCAUUCCUAGUUCACAUGCCUCGCCUCCCUCGAGCACCUUCCUAUUCGGCGGAUGCACCCAACAGCGGUACGCGGCCGACUCGGCUUACGAGUCGAACCUGGACUCCCUCCUCACCUCGCUCCUCAACUCGGCCACCUACUCCUCCUACAACAACUUCACCGUGGAGGGCUCGAGCCCGCAGGACGUCGUCUACGGCCUCUACCAGUGCCGCGGCGACCUCUCGAUGCCGGACUGCGCCACGUGCGUCGCCCGCGCGGUGGUCCGAGCCGGCGAGCUGUGCCCGAAGGCAUGCGGCGGGGCCGUGCAGCUCGAGGGUUGCUACGCCAAGUACGACAACGAUUCGUUCCUCGGGGUGGAGGACAAGACUGUGGUCAUGAAGAAAUGCGGGCCCUCGGACGGGUACGAGGCCGGGCCCAUGGGCCAGAGGGACGCGGUGCUGGCCAGCCUGGCGAGCGGUGGAGGGCAGUACAGGACCGGCGGGUCAGGGGAGGUGCAGGGCUCGGCCCAGUGCGUCGGGGAUUUGAGCGCGGUGGAGUGUCAAGACUGCCUUUCGGAGGCGAUAGGGCGGUUGAAGAGCGAAUGCGGCACGGCGGUCUUCGGCGACAUGUUCUUGGGCAAAUGUUACGCGAGGUAUUCGACGGGUGGAUCCGGACAACAUGUGUAUCCUCAAGGCCAUGAGAGGGAAAGCACCGAUGAGGGAUCAAAGACAUUUGCCAUCAUUAUUGGGUUAUUAGCUGGAGUGGCUCUCCUCAUCAUUUUUGUCGCCUUCAUAAGAAAAGUUUUUGAAGGAAAUGGUAAGUGACUGACUUUGCAUCUCCCUCCAAUCACAAUCCCAAACUGCUUUGAAUUGCUCUUUGCUUUUGAGAGGAAUCCCUUUUCUGAUUCUUUCUUUGCCUUUUUAUCUCCAUCAUGAUGACUGCUUUUCCCCCAUAUCACAUUGCCCUUUUGAGCAUUGGCUUUACAUGCAAAAAAAAAAAAAAAAAAUCUCCC
Rhodamnia argentea is the source of this 1152-nucleotide messenger RNA. RefSeq names its product plasmodesmata-located protein 7-like. Gene Ontology annotation, cellular component: plasmodesma. The transcript is spliced from 3 exons. The record is from RefSeq and is a predicted model, not a curated record. Lineage: Eukaryota; Viridiplantae; Streptophyta; Magnoliopsida; Myrtales; Myrtaceae. Bases 95 to 964 code for a protein of 289 amino acids.